Molecule: messenger RNA, 4397 nt
Organism: Loxodonta africana (African savanna elephant)
Lineage: Eukaryota; Metazoa; Chordata; Mammalia; Proboscidea; Elephantidae
Gene: STXBP6
Product: syntaxin binding protein 6
Exons: 6
Coding region: 165-797 (210 amino acids)
Biological process (GO): exocytosis; regulation of SNARE complex assembly; Golgi to plasma membrane transport
Cellular component (GO): plasma membrane; exocyst
Molecular function (GO): phosphatidylinositol-4,5-bisphosphate binding
Source: RefSeq, a predicted model, not a curated record
ACGAGCGCCCGUCCGACCGAGCCUUGUCCGGAGCCCGGAGCCCCGCGCGGGACGCCCCCGGGGAGGAGCCUCGCGGGCUGGGACGCGUGCCGCUCGCUGGCAGCACCGGGGCACGAGCCAGGCUGCACGGAAACUCACUGCGUGCCCUCCUCGCUUGUUCUACAAUGAGCGCCAAGUCUGCCAUCAGCAAGGAAAUUUUUGCACCUCUUGAUGAAAGGAUGCUGGGAGCUGUCCAAGUCAAGAGGAGGACAAAGAAAAAGAUUCCUUUCCUAGCAACUGGGGGUCAAGGCGAAUAUUUAACUUUUAUCUGCCUGUCAGUGACAAACAAGAAGCCUACCCAAGCAUCCAUCACCAAGGUCAAACAGUUUGAAGGCUCCACGUCUUUUGUUCGGAGAUCACAGUGGAUGCUCGAGCAGCUUCGCCAGGUUAAUGGGAUUGAUCCUAAUCGGGAUUCUGCAGAGUUUGAUUUGUUGUUUGAAAAUGCUUUUGACCAGUGGGUAGCCAGCACAGCCUCAGAAAAAAGCACCUUCUUCCAGAUCCUCCAUCACACCUGCCAGCGGUACCUCACGGACAGGAAGCCAGAAUUUAUUAACUGCCAGUCCAAAAUUAUGGGAGGAAACAGCAUCCUCCAUUCGGCUGCUGACAGUGUGACCAGCGCAGUACAGAAGGCUAGCCAGGCCUUAAAUGAGCGCGGGGAGCGGUUAGGCCGAGCAGAGGAGAAGACAGAAGACAUGAAAAAUAGCGCCCAGCAGUUUGCAGAAACUGCACACAAGCUUGCCAUGAAGCACAAAUGCUGAGAAACUGCCUAUCCCGGUGACCCCUUAAGAGGAAUGGAAGAGUGUGUUCAGCAAUUUUUGCAAGAAUUCCGGACCUCCGCUUGCUUCUUUUUUCCAGUAUAUGGACAUUGAGGUUUUUUGGUGUUCCUUUUCAUAUGUUAACGUGAAAGAAAAGGUGUUGUGUUUAUACAUUUCCUAAUGGUCUUGCUAAGAAAUGCUGCAAUCCCAUCAGCUUCAUUUGUUUUUGUUUGUUUCGCACUUGUAUAUGUGUGUGUGUUUUCCUUUUUUAAAUUUUUUGUUUGUUUUUUAUAGUUUGAAUAUGAAAGUUGGACUAAAUGAGCUGGCUGUAAACUGGCACCAUGUAUUUUUUUCCUGAUAUUAAGCAGGAAGACAUUUCAAUGUGAUGACAUAAGAUGUUAUUGUUUCUGGAUGAAAAGCCAAGCAGUGAUUGGUUUCACUCAGUUUCCUAGCUGCUCUUAAUUAGAAGGUUAAGAUUCUGUAUCCUGAGACAUGAGUCUGUAACCAUGGAAAACAGUUGGAUUUAUCAGGGGAAACAGCAGCUUUAGAUUUUGCUCUUUCCUAGUCUUUUUUUGCACAAGCCAUCACCAGCAUUCAAAAAUGCAGAUCAGAAUCACAGAUCGAAAUCUACCUUCUGAGCUACUUGUUCCCAGGCUGAUUAUUUGGAAUUAUUGUAUAAAGAUAAAAAUUUGAGAUGAGAGACCUAAGGAAAGACUAUUUAAAAACCUCUGUGCUGUCUUGGCUGUUUUCUUUUUUGUCAUUGUCCCAAAUGAUGGUAGCUGGUAUUGAAAAGAGCUUGGAUUUUUAUCAAGAAUCGAUUUGUCCAGAUAAAGGUCUUUGUAAAUGAUAACAUGAAUAGAUACUACAUUUAAAAUCUUUUUUUUUUUUUGUUUAACAAAGUCAUGCAUAUUUUAGAGAUUGUCUCACUUUGUCUUUGGGAAAUGGCUUUUGGUUCCUUGGUAUCUGAUUUUCUGAGGGUUUGACGUUGCUAUUGUUGUCUAUUUAUUUAAUGUAAUUUAAAUUAUGGGGUUCUUGACAGAUUGCCUUUCACCGUGAUUGCAGCUUUCUUGCUCUGACAUAAAACGGCACAGCCAUGAAGCCUUUAGGUUGGAGUCAGAUUUAAUAAAGUUGGUUGCUACACCUCCUGACCUUGUAUUACUCCAGGUAGUACUGAGUUUGGAGUCUGCAAGUUCUUUGUCCUAGAGGGUUAAAAUGCAGACCUAAGAGCUCUGCUUUAGGCAACAAGGUGGCAGGCUGCACAUCCCAGACACAUCUCCAGCCUUCCACUGCAGUGUGUUGAUUUUACGCUGCCUGAGCCUUCAGGACCCCUUUUUCUUCCUUUCUGCCCGUUGAGCCAGUUGAGUCUUCUUACAUAGCAGUAUGAGAUGACUUUUGGAUUAUUAAUGUUGAUUUAAAUUGCCUUAGCUCUCCUAAUAAAGCAGUCCUAGGGACACAGAAAGUUUUCAUUACUGGCAGUUCAUGUCAAAAAGGAGAUGGUAUUCACCUGAGAUGGAUUUCUGACUCCUCCUAGGGAGAUGAUCCAGUAAAGGAAUAUAAAUUGUACGUACUAAACCAUAUAUUCACUGUUGUAUUUUGUACUUUUCUUUUGGUGUUUUAGAAGUUUAAAGAAGCAAGGAACUUGCCAUCAGAGGCAUUUAUAAUUUCUUUAAAAAAGCCCCAAAUAUCAUUUCAAUUAGGCCUCGUUUGCAGACCUCAGUUCAGAAAACACACACACACACACAUAUAUAUGUAUAUAUAUUCAUCUUCCCUAACUGGAUUCUUGCUUCAGAGAUAAUUGGCAUAAAUAAUUGAAAGGGUAGAUCUGAAACUGCUGACAGUUGGCCAAACUCAAGAAUAAAAUUUGUUGCCAACUCUCUAACAACCGUGUUUGGGAAGCUACUCCUAAAGUACCAGAGAUUGAGAUCAUAAGCAUACCAUGAAACGUGAGGUUCUUCCUCCCUGGUGGAAUUGUGAGUUACUCUUCAUAAAUACAGGUAUUCCAUACUUUGCCCUCUUUCGUCACGCUCUGUGUAUCCUUUUGGAUGCAAGUCUUAUUGAAAAUAGCCUGGAUUAGAAGGACGCCCACCUGAAUCUUUAUUAGCUUACUCUGUUGAUUUUCCUUCCAAAGCCCUACCUAGGUCUCCCCUAACAGAGAGGUUCUAACAGCAAUCCCCGUCUGUCCUCUACCUCCCAGCUUCUUGCAGAAGAGUCCCAUGGUAACACACGGAUGUUCUGUGCUAUUCUUUUGUAGAAGGUGCUGCAUUACAAAAUAUUAAUACCAUCUAACCUUGAGAAACUUGCUAAAAUGACUCACAUCAUUUGGGACCAAUUUGUUUGAGCUUGCUAGAAGACUUUUAAUUUCUGUUUAUUUCUGCACUUCACUAUAAAUUUGGGGGAUACUGUAUUUCUGUGAAGGAUGUCUUAAAUUCUAUUGACAAUACAUAAAGAAAAGAGUCUUUCCAGUGUUACCCCUCCUUCCUGGAACAUAGCUGUAGUAGUCAGGAAGUAUACAGUCAUUCAGGUUAAUGUUUCAUAUUACAGAAUGUAUUUGUAAAAUGUAACAUGAUCAGUAGCCAACUUUUUUUAAGCUCUGAAAAAAUACAGAUUAUGUGUUAGACUUAAAAUUGCAGUGAAAUCUGUCUUAAUACCACUUUUGUGGCUAGCAAAAGUUGUGCAUUUAUGUAAAAAUAUUUACAGAAUGCCCUAAAUAAGGGAUAUUAAAGAUAAGUUUCACUAUUAAUUCUCCAAAGUGUAACAUUACCGAUGUCUGUUGUACAGUUAUUAAUUCUUCACAAGCUCUCUAAGGUGUCAAAUAUGACUUUUGUUUCAUUCAGAGACAAGUAACACCUGCUUUGUGGAUUCACUGUUACGGCAAAGCCUGAUUUUGUCAUUAAAUAUUUUAACUCUGUGAUGAAAGUUUGUUUCUCUCAGUUAUUUGUGACUGCUAUAAAAUAGUAUCAAACAGGUAAGCAUCACCACACUUUUGAUCCUAAUGGAAAAAUCUCGUGUGCCUGUAAGAGACUCCAGGUCAUGCUAAUCCUAGCAUGAUGAUAAAGUUUCCUUGUACACAUUCUAAUGGAAAGAACAAAGAAUUAACCUUAAUUUAGAUAAUAGGCUUCUAUCCAGCAAGAGUUAAGUAUUUCCUUCUUCUCAUGCGUAAAGCAACUAACCCAGUUAAUAACCUUUCUGCUGAUAUUAGUCACGUGUGAAACUCAAGUACUCAUGUUCCAGCAUGUGCCCUUAUUCAGCCGACUGGCUUUAUGCCCUGGUAAAUUAGAAAGAAGACUUGAGCAUAUCCUGUCGAUUUAUUUUUAUGGAAAACAAAUGUAACUCAUUGCAUUCCUCAUUUGCUUUCAAGGCAAGUGGCUUGGGUUACCCCUGUAGCAAAACAGCUAUCUCUGGGUUGGCAUGGACAUGGGUAAAGCAGGCGGGACUUUGAAAUAUUUCUGGAGUACUAAAGUGCAGCCUCCACUUUUCAGAAGAGAGAGGAUAGAAAUAUGGUUAAAUUAAGUAUGCAUUUAUAGGCACCGGCUCUGGUGGACAAAAUUAUAAGCCAAUAACCUUGUAAUGAUGUUCAUGUUUCUUAAUAUAAUUUUUACUUGU